Messenger RNA from Micropterus salmoides (largemouth bass), 1663 nucleotides. RefSeq names its product serine/threonine-protein phosphatase 6 catalytic subunit. Gene Ontology annotation, molecular function: protein serine/threonine phosphatase activity. The record is from RefSeq and is a predicted model, not a curated record. Lineage: Eukaryota; Metazoa; Chordata; Actinopteri; Centrarchiformes; Centrarchidae. The coding region runs from base 73 to 990 and encodes 305 amino acids. Gene Ontology annotation, biological process: peptidyl-serine dephosphorylation; G1/S transition of mitotic cell cycle. The transcript has 7 exons. Gene Ontology annotation, cellular component: cytoplasm.
UCGAGGGUGACGACCGUCUCCAACUCCGCUCAAGUGUUGCAGGAAGUUGCGCACGACAACUGGCUAGGUACAAUGGCGCCUCUGGAUUUGGAUAAAUAUGCAGAGAUUGCAAAGCAGUGUAAAUACCUCCCAGAAAAUGACCUUAAGAGGUUAUGUGACUAUGUGUGUGACCUGCUGCUGGAGGAGUCCAACGUUCAGCCCGUUUCUACUCCUGUAACAGUAUGUGGGGACAUACAUGGACAGUUUUACGAUCUUUGUGAACUCUUCCGAACUGGCGGCCAGGUUCCAGACACAAAUUACAUAUUUAUGGGUGACUUUGUUGACCGAGGGUAUUACAGUUUGGAGACGUUCACCUACCUGCUGGUGCUGAAAGCCAAGUGGCCCGACCGCAUCACACUUCUACGCGGGAACCACGAGAGCAGACAGAUCACCCAAGUUUAUGGCUUUUAUGACGAAUGCCAGACCAAGUAUGGGAAUGCAAAUGCCUGGCGUUAUUGCACUAAAGUGUUUGAUAUGUUAACGGUUGCAGCUCUGAUGGACGAGCAGAUCCUGUGUGUCCACGGAGGUCUCUCCCCAGACAUAAAAACUCUAGAUCAAAUUCGAACCAUUGAGCGGAACCAGGAGAUCCCCCACAAAGGAGCGUUUUGUGAUCUGGUGUGGUCAGACCCCGAGGACGUUGACACUUGGGCCAUCAGCCCCAGAGGAGCUGGCUGGCUCUUUGGUGCAAAGGUCACAAAUGAGUUUGUUCACAUCAACAACCUGAAGCUGAUCUGCAGGGCACAUCAACUUGUCCACGAAGGCUACAAGUUCAUGUUUGACGAGAAGCUGGUCACAGUGUGGUCGGCUCCGAACUACUGCUAUCGCUGCGGCAACAUCGCUUCCAUUAUGGUCUUCAAAGAUGCUAACACAAGAGAGCCAAAGCUCUUCAGAGCUGUGCCUGACUCUGAAAGGGUCAUUCCACCUAGAACCACAACACCUUAUUUCCUGUAAGAACAUUAAAACUAAAACGGCGCAGCCAUUUGUUCAGUGCACAGAUACCGAGUGGGACAGUGACAGCAGCACUUAUGACAACAAACCUGUAUUAAUUGAGUAUAUAUACAGUAUUUACAGUACAUUUCUUGGUGCCAACUGUCAGUUGUUAUUCCCCCCAUUAUUCUGCCGCUUAAAUCAUCCUAAGAUUACAGCAAAGUAUCACUGUGCUGUUGAAAUGUUUUAGAGAAAGGGUUAAAAUGGUGCAGAAGUCAUCUGACCCUUGUAAAAUGUUCAUAUUUAUACAUCCCCGUUUUACUUUCCAAUAAACAUUCAAUCUGCUGAGCACAUGGCAGGUGCAGUGUUAUAUACAAUAUCUCAAUUUAUUUUGAUGUAGUAAUGUAUUAAAGCUCGGUGUAGGACAAUGAAGCACUGCACAAAGGCAAAUAUGGCAUCCUUUCUGACAUAUUUCAGUGGAUUACACAGCUAAUGUUAUUAUGUGGUCUUACAAAAUAUACAUGUAAACUUGAGUUGAUGUGUAAAAAGUUACUAUAUCUAUCUGUUAGAAAUUUCAGUAUUGUUAAGUCUGUGGUACCUUAAAGGAUCCUCUGUAAUUUUCAGAUUUGGAAUCAGCUCUUGUAAUUAUUUUUUUUUCUGUCACCAUACUGUUUUUAAAUAAAGAAAUAUAAAAAAC